UGAAUUUGGUUCACACAAAUAAACGAAAAAGUUGGAGACGCAUGUUAUGUACAUUCAAAGGAUAAGAAAGAAAUAAAGAAAGAAAGAGAGAAAGAAGACGCCACCAUGACCAAGAAGUUGAUUCUCUCUUUCUUGCUGCUUCUAUUGCUAAAUUCACCUCCAUUAAUCUUCACCGAGGAGGACAAAUUUAGCAGAAAUGACUUCCCACCUCACUUUGUAUUUGGUGCAAGCUCAUCUGCCUAUCAGUAUGAGGGUGCAGCAUUUGAAGAUGGAAGAACUCCUAGCAUCUGGGAUACUUUUGCUCAUGCUGGGCGUGUGCAUGGAGCCAAUGGAGACAUUGCAUGUGAUGGGUACCACAAAUACAAGGAAGACGUCCAACUCAUGGUGGAAACAGGCUUGGAGGCCUAUAGAUUCUCCAUCUCAUGGCCAAGACUCAUCCCUAAUGGAAGAGGUCCUGUCAACCCAAAGGGUUUAGAAUAUUACAACAAUCUCAUCAAUGAACUUAUCUUCUACGGAAUUCAGCCACACGUUACAUUAUUACAUAAUGAUCUGCCACAGGCUCUUGAAGAUGAAUAUGGAGGAUUGCUUAGUCGAAAAAUUGUGAAAGACUUCACAGCAUAUGCUGAUGUGUGCUUUAGAGAAUUCGGUGAUAGAGUUUUGUAUUGGACCACUUUCAAUGAGGCCAAUAUAUUUGCCUUAGGUGGGUAUGAUGCGGGACUAACACCCCCCGGGCAUUGCUCUCCCCCAUUUGGGAUGAACUGUACUAGUGGUAACUCCUCAUCUGAGCCAUACAUUGCCGCUCAUAAUAUCUUGCUGGCACACUCAUCAGCUGCAAGAUUGUACAAGAAAAAUCACCAGGCCAGGCAACGUGGAUUCAUAGGAAUAAAUCUCUUUGCAUAUUGGUUUAUUCCUUAUACAAAUGCAACAGAAGAUGUGAUUGCAACUCAAAGAGCCAACGACUUUUAUGUUGGUUGGAUUGUCAAUCCUAUGGUAUUUGGAGACUAUCCCUACAUAAUGAAGAAGAAUGCAGGAAGAAGAAUACCAGCCUUCACCAAGCUUGAAUCCAAACAAGUCAAGGGCUCAUUUGACUUUAUAGGAUUGAACCAUUACAACACGCUAUAUAUCAAGGACAACCCCAGCAGCCUGAAAAGGGAUGACAGGGAUUUCAACGCGGACAUGGCAGCAAAAAUCACGUACCAAAGCGAGACACUGCAUGAUGUGUUCCCUAUUAGACCCUGGGGUUUGGUAGGAAUACUGGAGUACUUCAAGCAAGUUUAUGGCAACCCUCCAAUAUACAUCCAUGAAAAUGGUCAAAUGACGCGACGCAAUACAACACUGAAUGACACACCAAGGGUGAAUUAUCUACAUGGUUUCAUUGGGAGUUUGCUUGAUGCUUUGAGGAAUGGAUCAAACACAAGGGGGUAUUUCACAUGGUCCUUCUUGGAUUUAUUUGAGUUAUUGGAUGGCUAUGAAUCGAGCUUUGGCCUGUACUACGUAGAUCUGGAAGACGAGGAUCUGAAAAGAUACCCUAAGCUUUCUGCACACUGGUACUCCAAUUUUUUGAAGGGAAGGAGCAUCAGUCUGGAUGGAACUAUUGAAGUUGAAAAGAUGUCUGCUAUUUCUGAGUCUCACUUUUCUCAGUAGGUUCUGCUGUGCACAGCUGCAUGUUGGUUUCAAAAGGAAUGUUAGAUAUUCUUUUUCUUGGUAUCUUUGAUUAGUUUUGUGCUUACUCUUAUGAACCAACGAAAUACUGAGGGGUUCGAUAAUCAAUAUUCCUUUUUUCAUCAAUUCUGUAAGAGUUAAAUUCUUUUGAAUCAGCUUUAUAUCCAGACCUAUUUCUCUCCUUUGGAUCGAGAAUAUAGCAAUUUGUAAUGUAAAAUAAAUUUGUGACAUAUUCAUCAUGGACAACUUGCUUUCUUAUAAUAUUAGAGAGAGGGAAUGUGAUUCCUUGUUUUGAACAA
Messenger RNA from Cornus florida, 1961 nucleotides. Its product is annotated as beta-glucosidase 11-like. The record is from RefSeq and is a predicted model, not a curated record. The coding region runs from base 106 to 1644 and encodes 512 amino acids. Lineage: Eukaryota; Viridiplantae; Streptophyta; Magnoliopsida; Cornales; Cornaceae. Gene Ontology annotation, biological process: carbohydrate metabolic process. Gene Ontology annotation, molecular function: beta-glucosidase activity. The transcript has 13 exons.